AUGUCCCUGGAAUCAAGCUUUAUGUCAUCAUCGUCUAUCUCAUCGAUCGCCGGACUUCGGCAACCAGCCCAGUUCAACUUCAUCGACGUCACGGACUGGCCUGCCUGGAGGGACGAGUUUGAAGACUACCUCUAUGCGUCCGGAACUCAAGAUAAACCAGGAGAAGUUAAGGUCAGGACAUUGCUUUACUGCAUGGGAAGAAAAGCGCGUGAAAUCUUACGAACCUUCAACCUAUCUGAGGAAGAGACAAAAGAUUACGGGAUUGUGCUUGAAAAGUUCAAUGCACAUUUUACUCAUUCACGAAACACUGUUUACGAGACUGCAAACUUCAGUCGACGGCAGCAGAAUCUUGGCGAAACCGUAGACGCGUACCUCGUAGAGCUGCACAAGUUGGCAGAAAAAUGUGACUUUGGCCUAACGAAAGAGCGGAUGAUACGAGACAGGUUCGUUGUUGGCCUAAUAGAUACUAAGCUGUCACAGUCGCUUCAAAUGGAUUCGUCUUUAACCCUUCAAUCGGCCCUAACGAAGGCCCGCCUAAAAGAAGCGGUUGUGAAGCAGCAAAGCGAGUUGGGGAAAAAAGACCUGGUUGCCGACACCGUGGGUUGUGACUGCAGAUGUUCAAAGCCAGCCCUUACUGAAGAAUUCGCAACCGAUCUUGUUAGCCGUCAGGAGAAGAGAGAUCGCCGCGGCGUUGACUCACGCCAUUCAUGCGCCCACUGCGGAUAUCGGCACCCACAAAGGCCCUGUCCCGCACGCAACAAAGAAUGUUUAAAAUGCUGCAGAGUCGGUCAUUUUGCAAAAAUGUGCCAUACUAGCCUCCCACAGUGGGAAAAACCGGGACCCAGAGACUAUCGCAGGAAUUUUGUAUCCGAGGUCACACUGCCCGAGAAUGAUUUCUUCCUCGGUACGGUAGCAAUGCAGACUCCAGCUCCCGUAACCAGAGAAGUAGAAGUCAGAGUCAAUGAUGUUCCUCUGCUAGCAAAGAUUGAUUCUGGCGCUGACGUCACUGUUGUCGGGUCUGGAUUCCCAGGGUUGCCAGACCUUCUUGAACCGCCAGACACACUGAAAGGACCAAGUGGAACCACGCUCGACGUUCUUGGGAAGUUCAGAGCAGUAAUCCAAUGGAAAAAGAAGACUACGUCCCAAAUGGUAUAUGUCGUGCACGGUCUAAGAAAGCCCCUCUUGGGGUUGCCAGCAUUACUUGACUUAGAGAUCAUACGUUUUUUGAACGAAGUGGAAGUCGGAGAAGAUCACUGGUCUACUCGCAAGUUUCCCGAGCUGUUCCGAAGUCUAGGCAAAAUUCCCGGGGAAUACGUCAUUCGAUUACAAGAAAACUGUACGCCGUUUGCCAUAGCCGCGCCACGUCGCGUUCCUUUCGCCAUGCGCACUUCGGUUAAGACAGAGCUCGACAAUAUGGAGAAACAAGGUGUUAUACGGAAAAUACACACUCCGACAGAUUGGUGUGCACCAAUCGUUCUUGUGAAGAAGCCAUCGGGGAAAAUCAGGAUCUGUGUUGAUUUGACGAAGCUCAACGAAUGCGUUAAGCGAGAAAGGUUGAUCUUGCCAACCGUUGAAGAGGUCUUGGGCAGCAUUGGCCCCGCCAGGUUUUUCACGAAGCUGGAUGCUAAUUCCGGGUUUUAUCAGAUUAUGCUCUCAGAAAAGAGUCAAGAGCUCACAACUUUCAUAACGCCAUUCGGACGUUAUUGUUUCCAACGCCUUCCCUUCGGGAUCACUUCAGCACCAGAGGUCUUUCAAAGGAAAAUUGCGCAAGUGCUUGACGACUUACCAGGAGUCCUGAACUUAAUGGAUGACAUCCUUAUUUAUGGAGACAACAGAGAAGAACACGACCGGAGACUAAAUGCAGUCUUACAGCGCCUGUCUGACAAUAACGUCACCCUGAAUCUCGAGAAAUGCAAAUUCUUUGUGGAGAAGAUUUCGUUCUUGGGAGUUCUCAUUGACCAGCACGGAAUUUACCCGGACCCCAGAAGAGUAGAAGCGUUGACAGCUCUAGAACCUCCUCAAAACGUUUCGGACUUGCGUCGUAUUCUAGGGAUGUUCAACCAUGUUGGAAGGUUCAUCCCUAACAUGUCAACAUUAUCAGCACCUCUGCGCGAACUUCUUGUGAAGAACGUUGACUGGUAUUGGGGAAACGGCCAACAGGAUGCUUUUCAACGUCUAAAGGCCUCCAUCUCUUCUGGAAUUUGUAUGGCCAAGUACAACCCUAAUCUCCCGACGAUACUGUCAGCAGAUGCCUCAUCCUACGGGCUUGGAGCCGUGCUACUGCAAGUCCAGCAACCUGGGGACCGUAAGCCAGUAGCGUACGCGUCGCGAUCACUAAACAGCGCCGAAACUCGUUAUUCUCAAAUGGAGAAAGAGGCUUUAGCCUUAACCUGGGCCGCGGAGAAGUUUGACGAAUAUAUCUGUGGUCUGCGCUGUACCUUCGAAACUGAUCACAAACCGCUUGUCUCCCUCCUCGGUCUCCAGCAGCUGGAUCAGCUACCACUAAGAAUUCAGAGGUUUCGGCUGAGACUAAUGAGAUACGAUUACGACGUCACCUAUGUACCCGGUGCGUCCAUGACAAUAGCCGACGCUCUUUCGCGUUCUCCGCUGAAGGACACCACGUCAUCCCUUACUGCCGAUGAAGUUUCGGCAUUCGUACGUGGAGGAAUCGAGGCGAUCCCGGACUCCGACAAAUUGCUAGACCGUAUCCGGGAAUUUCAGAAAAAAGAUGAAGUGUGCAGCACACUAAGAGAGUAUUGCAAAACGGGAUGGCCCCCCAAAGGGCGAAUUAACCAGGCACUACGUCCUUAUUACGAACAAAUGGCAAAACUCUCAGUGUGUGAAGACGUCCUACUGUGCGGCCAGCGUAUCGUAAUUCCCAUGUCUCUGCGAGAAGAAAUUCUGGGUCGCAUACACGAGGGACACCAAGGAAUUGUUAGAUGCAGACAGAAAGCGAAGGAGUCUAUCUGGUGGCCGGGUAUCAGCAAGGAGCUGGCGGACCUUGUUAGAGCCUGUUCCGUCUGCGAGGAGUACAGACUUCAGCCGUCAGAACCCAUGAUCCCAACGGAGACACCUCCCCUCCCUAGUAACGGAGCUAACACUACAGAAUGCAGUCAGUAUCUAUAG
Ornithodoros turicata is the source of this 3126-nucleotide messenger RNA. RefSeq lists its product as uncharacterized. NCBI's taxonomy places the organism in Eukaryota, Metazoa, Arthropoda, Arachnida, Ixodida, Argasidae. The transcript has a single exon. Bases 1 to 3126 code for a protein of 1041 amino acids. The record is from RefSeq and is a predicted model, not a curated record.